This is a messenger RNA of Lathyrus sativus (Indian pea), 3465 nucleotides long. The record is from the annotation of a GenBank genome assembly. Lineage: Eukaryota; Viridiplantae; Streptophyta; Magnoliopsida; Fabales; Fabaceae.
AUGCAUAAUCCAAAAUCCGCAGCGUCUUUCCUCAUAGCACGUGCCAAGUCUCUUCAUCUUCGCCACUACAACUAUCGCUCUCUCACUUCAUCUUCACCCUCACUCUUAUUCAACUUUCAACCCUCGCUUUCUUCGUUCUUAUCCAACUCUAAACCGUUUAUAUCCACGCGCUUCUUCUCUGGAUACUACAAUCUCGAACAGUUCUCUGAUGAUGAAUAUGACUGUGAAUUUGAGAACCACCAGGCUUCAUCUACUGUUGCCAAUGUCGAUGAGUGGAAAUGGAAACUUAGUAUGCUGUUACGGAACGAAAAUGAUCAGGAGAUUGUAUCUAGAGAUAAAAGAGAUAGGAGAGACUAUGAACAAAUCGCUAACCUUGCCAAAAGAAUGGGACUUUACAGUGAGCUGUUUGGUAAAGUAGUUGUUGCAAGCAAAGUGCCUCUUCCUAACUACCGACCAGAUUUGGAUGACAAACGUCCACAAAGAGAGGUUGUGAUUCCACUAAGCUUGCAAAGGAGGGUGGAAGGUUUAGUGCAGGAGUACCUUGAUAGACUACAAUUAAAUUCUGAAAAGACAACUGACUGUUUGGAUAGUGUUAAUUCCACCAAUCAGGUUAAAGAUAUAGACAUGAAUGAAAAUGCCAAUUCUUUUGUGGAGGAGUCUGUUAUGGAAAAGGUUCUUCAGAAGAGGAGUUUGAGGAUGCGUAAUAUGCAAAGAUCUUGGCAGGAAUCUCCUGAAGGCAAGAAGAUGCUGGAAUUCCGGAAGUCUCUACCAUCAUUUAAGGAGAAGGAAGGUUUACUUCAAGCUAUAGCACGUAAUCAGGUAAUUGUUAUAUCUGGAGAGACUGGCUGUGGUAAAACGACUCAACUUCCUCAAUAUAUAUUAGAGUCAGAGAUAGAGUCCGGCCGCGGGGCAUUUUGCAGCAUCAUUUGCACACAGCCUCGAAGGAUAUCUGCUAUGGCAGUGGCUGAGAGAGUGUCAGCAGAGAGAGGAGAGUCUCUGGGUGAAACAGUUGGUUUCAAAGUUCGGUUAGAAGGAAUGAGAGGGAAAAACACCCAUCUGCUAUUUUGUACCAGUGGUAUAUUACUCCGAAGGUUGCUGAGUGAUCGGAACUUGAGUGGUAUAACCCAUGUGUUUGUGGAUGAAAUUCAUGAGCGAGGCAUGAAUGAAGAUUUCUUACUGAUUGUGUUGAAGGAUCUUCUUCCACGUCGCCGUGAUUUGAGAUUGGUUUUGAUGAGUGCCACUUUGAAUGCUGAACUUUUUUCGAAUUAUUUUGGAGGUGCACCGACAUUUCAUAUCCCGGGUUUCACCUAUCCUGUAAGAGCUCACUUUUUAGAAGAUGUUUUGGAAAUGACUGGAUAUAAGUUGUCUUCUUUCAACCAAGUUGAUGAUUAUGGUCAAGAUAAAUUAUGGAAAACACAAAAGCAGCUUGCACCACGAAAGAGGAAAAACCAGAUCACUGCUCUUGUUGAGGAUGCUCUUUCUAAAUCAAGCUUCGAGAACUAUAGUCCCAAGACACGUGAUUCAUUAUCUUCUUGGGCACCGGACUGCAUAGGAUUUAAUCUCAUUGAGGCUGUUCUAUGCCAUAUAUGUCGGAAGGAAAGACCUGGUGCUGUCUUAGUAUUUAUGACUGGGUGGGAGGAUAUAACCUGUUUAAGAGAUCAGCUUAAAGCACACCCUCUUUUAGGAGAUCCCAAUAGGGUUCUGCUUCAAACAUGCCAUGGUUCAAUGGCAACUUCUGAACAGAAACUCAUUUUUGAUAAAGCACCUCCAAAUGUAAGGAAAAUAGUACUUGCUACAAAUAUGGCAGAGGCAAGUAUUACGAUCAAUGACAUAGUUUUUGUUGUCGACUGUGGAAAAGCAAAAGAGACCACUUAUGACGCUUUGAAUAACACACCGUGUCUACUACCUUCUUGGAUUUCACAAGCAUCUGCACGGCAGAGAAGAGGUAGGGCUGGUCGUGUGCAGCCAGGAGAAUCCUACCAUCUUUACCCCAAAUGUGUUUAUGAAGCUUUUUCUGAAUAUCAACUUCCUGAACUUUUGAGAACACCCCUGAACUCUCUUUGCUUGCAAAUAAAAAGUUUGCAGGUUGAGAGCAUUGGGGAAUUCCUAUCAUCAGCUUUGCAGGCACCAAAGCCACGUGCCGUUCAAAAUGCUAUUGAUUUUCUCACGAUGAUUGGAGCAUUAGAUGAAAAAGAAAAUCUUACCAAUCUUGGGAAGUUUCUCUCCAUACUUCCUGUAGAUCCCAAGCUGGGAAAAAUGCUGAUAAUGGGGGCUAUAUUUCGGUGCUUUGAUCCUGUUCUUACAAUAGUUGCCGGCCUUAGUGUCAGAGAUCCUUUCCUCUUGCCCCAAGACAAGAGAGAUUUAGCAGGGACUGCAAAGUCUAGGUUUUCUGCUAAAGAUUACAGUGAUCAUAUGGCUCUUGUUCGAGCAUAUGAAGGAUGGAAAGAUGCUGAAAGAGAAGGAUCAGCUUAUGAAUACUGCUGGAGAAAUUUUCUCUCUGCCCAAACUCUUCAGGCAAUUCAUUCUCUUCGGAAGCAAUUCAGCUUCAUCUUGAAAGAAGCUGGCUUGGUAGAUACAGAUGCAAGCAUUAAUAACAAAUUGAGUCAUAAUCAAUCUCUUGUACGUGCUGUCAUAUGUUCUGGACUCUUUCCUGGCAUAGCAUCAGUGGUGCACAGGGAGACAUCCAUGUCAUUUAAGACAAUGGACGAUGGCCAGGUUUUAUUAUAUGCAAACUCAGUGAAUGCACGGUACCAGACUAUUCCUUACCCAUGGUUGGUUUUUGGUGAGAAAGUAAAGGUCAAUGCUGUUUUCAUCCGUGAUUCCACCGGUGUAUCUGAUUCAAUACUUAUCCUAUUUGGCGGUGCUCUAAGUAAUGGGAUACAGGCUGGGCAUCUGAAAAUGUUAGAUGGGUAUGUUGAUUUCUUUCUGGAUCCCAAUUUAGCUGACUGCUAUUUGAAGCUUAAGGAAGAACUUGAUAAGCUCAUCCAAAAGAAGCUAGAAGAUCCUAACAUUGACAUUCAUAAGGAAGGGAAGUACUUGAUGCUGGCUGUUCAGGAAUUGGUCUCCGGGGAUCAGUGUGAAGGAAGAUUUGUAUUUGGCCGUGACAGCCGGAAGCCUAAGGCCUCUAAUGAUGAGAAUAAAUUCACAAAAGAUGGAACAAAUCCCAAGAGCUUGCUCCAAACACUUUUGAUGCGGGCAGGGCAUUCCCCUCCAAAAUACAAAACAAAACAUCUAAAGACAAAUGAGUUCAGAGCAUUGGUGGAGUUUAAAGGAAUGCAAUUUGUUGGCAAACCGAAAAGAAACAAGCAGCUUGCAGAAAGGGAUGCUGCUAUAGAAGCAUUGGCUUGGUUAACUCAUACCUCUGACAAUGCUCAACAUGAAGACGAUAAAUCUCCUCCUGAUGUUACUGACAACAUGUUAAAACUCCUAGGGAAGCGUAGAAAAUCAAAACGACGUUUUGAUUGA